Molecule: messenger RNA, 1213 nt
Organism: Acanthoscelides obtectus
Lineage: Eukaryota; Metazoa; Arthropoda; Insecta; Coleoptera; Chrysomelidae
Source: the annotation of a GenBank genome assembly
AUAACACCGCAUCUUGUACAUUCCAAGGCAAGAAAGUUUCCACCUCCAUGGUCAUAGCUGAGCGAUACUGAUCUUGCUGGUGACGUUUCUCAAUUUUCGGGUGGCUCAAAUGAAAUAAUAGAAAAAUAGUGAAAAAGUGCUGUGUCGAAGCCCAACUUUGGAUGUAUAAAAAAUCUUGAACCGGUUCUGCAUUAUUUCAAUGAUAUCUCAAACAUAUCAGAGAUAUUGGAUGUACGUAAAUAUACAUUUGAAAGAUAGUAACAGCCCCGUGAAGAUGAAGUUCACGAUAUUUGCAGUCGUUUUUAUUUAUUUCCUGAAUCAUGGAGUAUUUCAUGUUCAAGCUGAAAUUGAAGAAUCACUGGCAGACUUGAUGCUAGAGCAGCUGUACAGUCUCAAAUGUGAGAAAAAGUAUCUUAUAAUUAAAAACAAUUAGGAAGUAUACCAAUAAGUCUGUGGAAAUAUUCUCAUCAGAGACCUUGGAAUAUUAUGAAACUUUUUAAUGUGGGACGCUAAAUUCGAAUUACGUUGUCCAAAAAAGUGAAAAGUACCGUGAAGCCGCAUUUGAGAUAAAAACUUAUCGCCCAUCGUAUCACAGUAGACAUGUACGCGAGGUAGCCUCAGGUACGUCUAAACAUAUUGCACAUAUUGAAUUCAAGGUGAAAAGUACCUGCAAGGAAAAUGGACAUGAUGCUGAAAAGCUUGAGAAAACGUUAGAAGAAACAAAGGCGUGCAUUUCAAAAAAGAAAAUUUUCGUUGAUACUGCUGACGAUUAUAUAAAUAACAUGGAACAUUGCUCCAAAGACUUGAUAAAGCAACUCGAAAAGUGUCUCCCGGAAAAGUUGAAAUAUCUUCCACCCUUUAUUUUCCACCUGUUUGAAUCCCUCAUUAGACUACUGUAUCAUGAUACAAUCAUCAUAGAAAAUAACAGGAAGAGAUACUGUCGCCACUUUAAAGCAAGCGAAAAUGACGACAAAUCAAACAAUUUUGGGGCGAACCCCAGUAACUUUAUAGCGAUGAAUAACUGCUUCUUAAAGCAACUGAAAGAAGAAUGUAAACAGGAUGGUGAAAUAAAGACUUUCGAAAAAGAUCUUGAGGAAGCAGUGAAAAAACCAUGUGAAAUGAAGUAAAAAAUCCCUUUUUUGCAAUUUGUGUUGUGAUUCAUACAUUUGUAAAGAAGUAGUAGUGUAAACCAUAAUAAAUCAUUAAGAAUGUU